GAUUGUGUUGAUUGGUCUUUUCUGGAUUGGAUGAUGAACAGGUUUGGUUUUGGAGUGCGAUGGAGAGGAUGGAUAAAAGAGUGUCUUUCAACAGCCAGAAUCUCAGUGUUAGUGAAUGGAAGCCCAACCGAGGAGUUUAUGAUGGGAAAAGGAUUAAGGCAAGGGGAUCCUUUAUCCUCUUUUUUGUUUCUGAUGAUUGCCGAGGGGUUACAUGGUCUAGUCAAAAAAGCUGAGACAGAGGGCCUGAUACAUGGAAUCGAUGUGGGUAACAAGGGAUUGACUAUUUCAUUGCUCCAAUUUGCAGAUGAUACGGUGAUUUUGGGAAAAGCAAAUGGAGAGAAUAUUUUUAUUGUGAAAACCAUUUUACGGUGGUUUGAGUUGAUGUCUGGAUUGCGAAUUAACUUUCGUAAAAGUAGUAUUGUCAGGUUUAAUGUGGCACAAACGUGGUUAAAUGGAGCAACAUCUGUUUUGAGAUGCGGUGUUGGGGAGAUACCUUUUGUGUAUUUGGGAAUGCCAGUGGGUGGAAAUCCUGGGACUAAGAAGUUGUGGGACCCAGUGUUGAAUAAAUUUCGAACCAAACUUGCCAUCUGGAAAUCUGCCUUGUUGUCCUUUGGCGGUCGCAUUACUCUGCUUAAUUCGAGGGAUUUUCUGUGGGGUGGGGCUAAAUUAAAGAGGAAGAUUCCUUGGGUUAGCUGGGAGAUGGUAUGUCGUAGUAAGGAGAAGGGUGGGUUAGGAGUCAUGGAUUUGAGGAGGAGGAAUUGGGCACUUUUAGGGAAGUGGUGGUUUAGGUUGGGUGAUGGUAGUGAGAGCCUAUGGAAACGGGUCAUGUGGGAUAAAUAUUAUGGGGGUCGAAGGGAGAUGGACAUUAGGGCAGUGGAUAGUGUGAGGAUGUCUAGGAUUUGGAGCGAUGUUAUUAGUGUCGGGGGGAAGUCUAUCAAAUUACAAGACAUGUUAGAGAAGGGGUUUAGGUGGACGGUGGGUGGUGGGUGGUGGAAGGCAAGUAGGGGGGAGGAAGCAGUGCUGUGGGAGGUGCUAAGCAGAGUACAAAUCACGAAAGGACACGAAGAUUGCUGGAAGUGGAUGCAUGAUGCAGAAGGGAGAUACACAGUGAAGAAGGCUUAUGAGUUUCUGUCACCAAUGGAGUCCAUUCUUCUUGAUCAAAUUUGUGAUGUCUUGGUGGGGUCUGCAGGUUGUGAUGCCCAAUACAGUGGGAGGGGUGAUGGAG
Molecule: messenger RNA, 1225 nt
Organism: Rubroshorea leprosula
Lineage: Eukaryota; Viridiplantae; Streptophyta; Magnoliopsida; Malvales; Dipterocarpaceae
Source: the annotation of a GenBank genome assembly